Colletotrichum chrysophilum is the source of this 1695-nucleotide messenger RNA. RefSeq lists its product as uncharacterized. Gene Ontology annotation, biological process: regulation of DNA-templated transcription. NCBI's taxonomy places the organism in Eukaryota, Fungi, Ascomycota, Sordariomycetes, Glomerellales, Glomerellaceae. Gene Ontology annotation, molecular function: DNA-binding transcription factor activity, RNA polymerase II-specific; transcription cis-regulatory region binding. The record is from RefSeq and is a predicted model, not a curated record. The transcript has 4 exons. Gene Ontology annotation, cellular component: nucleus. Bases 1 to 1695 code for a protein of 564 amino acids.
AUGGAUCAACCCCCGAGACCCGGGAGUCCGCCCCGCCGGCUGCGGGCCUGCGUGCCGUGUACAAGGGCCAAGGCCCGCUGCAACUUCCGCGAGGAGAAUGCCGGGAAGCACCUCUGUGACCGCCUAAAAGGCCAAGGAGACCCUGAUGCCACCGGCAGACAACACACCUCGGAUGCCGGCUAUCUCUACCCAGCCGCUCAAGACGGCCUCAAAGACCCGAACACGCCUCCGUUUGGCUUCACAUGGGCCCAAGCAAGCUUCAUCCUCAACGACUUCCGCGACAAGUUCACGCCAAACUUCCCGUUCGUCAUCAUAGACCGCCAUACGAGCCCGCAAGACCUCCUCCGCGAGAAGCCAUUUCUCUUCCGCGCCGUCAUGCUGGCGGCCGCGCCGCUCCCGCGUCCCCGCAUCGCCAACAUACGGAGCGAGGUGCUAGCGUACCUCGGCCAUCGCAUGCUGCUCGAGAACGAAGAGAAGCUGGACCUUUUGCAGGGGAUUCUAGUCAUUGUGAUGUGGGCCGACAUCAAAUACUUCUACGACAAGCAAAUCACCCGCCUGGUCUACCUGGCCCUCGGCUACGCCCACAGCAUCGGCAUCACCCGCAUCCCCCUCUCCGUCCUGUCAUCCACGGGGACCGCCGCCACCACGGCGCAGCCGGACGACUGCUUCGCGUCCCGGAUGGCCGCCUCCAUGAUCCAGCACCACACCCCCGAGGAGCAGCGCGCCUUCCUCGGGCUCUUCUACGUCGUGACGGUCAACUCCAACCAGUUCGCCCGCCGCAACCCGCUGCUGCAGCAGAACGGCGGGGGCGGCGGCGGCGGCCUGUACGUGGACAUCUGCUGCGAGCAGCUAGCGAGGUCGGGCUCGCCCGAGGACGCGCUGGGCGUGAGGAUGGUGCGCUUCAUGCAGAUCUCCGGGCGCAUCGCCGAGGUGUUUGGGUCGUUUGCGAACCGCGCCACGGGGGAGUCGUACGCGACGCUGUUCGAGGCGCAGGCCGUCGCCAUCAGGAGGGAGGUGGACCGCAUCGCGGACGAGAUUGACCCCCGAGACCCCUACUUCGCAUACCUGUGGAUGCAGUACAACUGCGUUCUCGUGCAGCUGUACGAGCCGGCAAUCAACGCCGCGACGUCGACCCCGCUGCACCGCACCACCUGCCUCCUGGACUGUCUGGCGGCCGCGAGGGCGUACUACGAGGCCCUCACGACGCUGCCCCCGGAGCAGUUCCUCUACCGCACAUCGGCCAGCAUCAGCCACGCGCAGACGGUGGUGACGGUCACGACGAGACUGCUGGUUCUCGAGGUCGAAGGGUGGGAUCUGGAAUCUGCCAGGGCAUCACUCGACUUUCUCGACGUGACGGAGCGGAUGGCCGUCUUGUUCAGGAGAACAGUGGACGCAGGUCGGGAGAGGAUGGAGCAAUUCUCUGUGGAGACUGGCGCGGCUUACCCAUGGAUAGAAGAUGAGAACACGGAGAGCAGAGGAGGGAUGUGCGAGGAGCUGGUUGAGAAGAUGGGAUGGAUCAGUGACUGGUACAGGUCCAAGCUUGAGGUUGAGGAGGGAAAGAUGGCAUCAGACAAAGUCAACAGGGAGUUGCUGGAAGAGAUUGCACGAAUAUGGCAAUGGUCUCCGAAUGCUCAGAGCUUGCCGUUUUUCGGCGGCUUGUUGAAUCCUCUCGAUGUUAGUUAUGAGGGUAUUUGA